Messenger RNA from Macaca mulatta (Rhesus monkey), 1447 nucleotides. The record is from RefSeq and is a predicted model, not a curated record. Lineage: Eukaryota; Metazoa; Chordata; Mammalia; Primates; Cercopithecidae.
CGCGAGCGGGGUCUCUGGCGGUGGGCCAGGGCCUGCGGGUUUCCCCCGCCGGUAGUGAAGGGUUCUGUGUGCACGCUUUCCCCUCGGCGCUUGGGACGACCUCAUUUCACUGUUAGGAAGGGUCGACCCCGAACACAAGAGGGAGGGUAAAUACCGUAAAACAUGUUGGAGGCUAGCUGUGUGCACGCCCCCUGGGAGCCAAAAGGGCGAAGUAAAACAUGCACACGACCGUAAUGAGAUUCUGACAUGUUGAUUCCAUUUUCAAUGAAGAAUUGCUUCCAGUUACUUUGUAACCACCAGGUCCCAGCAGCUGGCUUUAAACAAACAGUAAAAAAUGGGCUCAUUUUACAGUCAGUUUCCAAUGAUGUCUAUCAAAAUCUGGCUGUGGAAGACUGGAUCCAUGACCACAUGAAUCUAGAAGGCAAACCAAUUCUAUUCUUUUGGCGGAAUUCUCCCUCUGUUGUAAUUGGUAGGCAUCAAAAUCCUUGGCAGGAAUGUAACCUGAAUCUAAUGAGAGAAGAAGGUAUAAAACUGGCUCGGAGAAGAAGCGGAGGAGGAACAGUCUACCAUGAUAUGGGUAAUAUCAAUUUGACUUUCUUUACAACCAAAAAAAAGUAUGAUAGAAUGGAAAAUCUGAAAUUAAUUUUGAGAGCUCUGAAUGCUGUCCAACCCCAGCUAGAUGUGCAGGCUACCAAAAGGUUUGACCUUUUACUUGAUGGACAGUUUAAAAUCUCAGGAACAGCUUCUAAGAUCGGCCGGACUACUGCCUAUCACCAUUGCACUUUAUUAUGUAGUACUGACGGGACGUUCUUGUCUUCUUUGCUAAAGAGUCCUUACCAAGGGAUCAGGAGCAAUGCCACUGCCAGCAUACCUUCCUUAGUGAAAAAUCUUUUGGAAAAGGAUCCCACUCUGACCUGUGAAGUACUAAUGAAUGCUGUCGCUACAGAGUAUGCUGCUUAUCAUCAAAUUGAUCAUCACAUUCACCUAAUAAACCCAACGGACGAGACACUGUUUCCUGGCAUAAAUAGCAAAGCCAAAGAACUACAAACGUGGGAGUGGAUAUACGGCAAAACUCCAAAGUUUAGUAUAAAUACUUCCUUUCAUGUGUUGUAUGAACAGUCACACUUGGAAAUUAAAGUAUUCCUAGACAUAAAGAAUGGAAGAAUUGAAAUUUGUAAUAUUGAAGCACCUGAUCAUUGGUUGCCAUUGGAAAUACGUGACAAAUUAAAUUCAAGUCUUAUUGGCAGUAAGUUUUGCCCAACUGAAACUACCAUGCUAACAAAUAUAUUACUUAGAACAUGUCCACAAGACCACAAACUACACAGUAAAUGGAAUAUUCUCUGUGAAAAAAUUAAGGGAAUAAUGUGAUUCCAAGUAAAUGUCUUAAUACAGUUUCAAUUAGAAAAUAAAAUGUCUCAUACUUGCACAUUGUAUGUCAAAAAAAAAA